Messenger RNA from Papaver somniferum (opium poppy), 1318 nucleotides. RefSeq names its product protein MEMO1-like. Lineage: Eukaryota; Viridiplantae; Streptophyta; Magnoliopsida; Ranunculales; Papaveraceae. The coding region runs from base 246 to 1124 and encodes 292 amino acids. The transcript has 8 exons. The record is from RefSeq and is a predicted model, not a curated record.
CAACCCUAUUCUCACUAAAGGAAUCAAAGUUUGGUGGAGAAAGUGGAAUCUACUCCUAUAUAAAACUCUUUUAAGUCAGAAAUGCUGUUAGAAAUUCGAUGCGUGUCAUAACUAUAACUUAUCUCUUUCCGGAAAGAUCGAAGUGGGAAGUAUUCAUUUAGGCAGUGUAUUUCGUACUGAAGUUAGGGUUCCAUCUUAUCCUUUUUUUUCACAAAUUCCUGACAAAAAAAAAUUAAUCCAAGAAAAUGGAGAGAUUGAGAAAAGCAUCACAUGCAGGAUCAUGGUACACUGAUAACCCUACAAAAUUAGGGGCAGAGCUUGAUGGGUGGCUCCAAGCAACUGGCCUUGCUAAAUCGCCUGAUGUAAGAGGGGUCAUUGCUCCGCAUGCUGGUUAUUCAUACUCAGGUCGCUGUGCAGCAUAUUCAUUUGCUAAUAUAGACCCUACUAAUAUUACUCGGGUGUUUCUUCUUGGCCCAUCUCACCAUUAUUACACUCCAAAAUGUGCCCUCUCAACAGCCACAGCUUACAAAACACCUCUGGGAGACCUACCUAUUGAUUUGGAAGUCAUUGAGGAGCUACAGGCAACUGGAAAAUUUGAACUUAUGGAUCUUCAAGUUGACGAAGCAGAACACAGCAUGGAAAUGCACUUGCCAUAUCUUGUCAAAGUAUUUCAGGGUUGCCGUGUAAAAAUUGUACCCAUUCUUGUUGGCGCUCUUAACUCUCAAAUUGAAGCCAUGUACGGGAAACUGCUGGCCAAAUAUGUGGAUGACCCGAAUAAUUUCUUUUCUGUAUCAUCGGAUUUCUGCCAUUGGGGAUCUCGGUUUAAUUUUAUGCACUAUGAUCGAAAACAUGGAGCCAUCCACGAGUCCAUUGAAGCCUUAGACAAGAUGGGAAUGGAUAUCAUAGAAUCAGGGGAUGCAGAAGCCUUCAAAAAGUACCUCUCUGAGUAUGAAAAUACCAUAUGCGGUCGCCACCCCAUCAGUGUUUUUCUCCACAUGUUGAAGAACUGCUCGACAAAAAUAAAAAUUAAUUUUCUACAGUACGACCAGUCUAGUCACUGCAAAACAACAAGGGAUAGCAGCGUCAGUUACGCAUCUGCUGCAGCAACAAAGGUGGAUACCUGAAAGAAAGAUCUGAAUUGUAGAUGUUAUCUGAACAUUUAUGCAACACUGAAUAGGGUUGUGUUUGUAAUGUUUUACAUUUAUGUCCGAGCAUGUCUGUGUAAUUUUUUUUUAGAACUACUCAUGAUUAAUCCAAGUACUCAUCUUUUAGCCAAUUAGCUUUCUACUUCAUUACAGGUUGAUUAGUUUCCUAUGUA